AUGCCGAACUAUGCGAAAUUCAUGACAGACCUUCUGUCAAAGAAGCGCAAGCUGAAGGAGUGCGAAACAGUGGCCCUAACAGAGGAAUGCAGCGCAAUCAUCCAGAAGAAACUUCCUCCCAAGCUGAAAGAUCUAGGAAGCUUCAAUAUCCCUAUAGCCAUAGGAAAUAUUGAAGUAGGAAAAACACUAUGUGAUCUGGGAGAAAGUAUAAACCUGAUGCCAAUGUCCAUGUGCAAAGCUCUUGGAAUCAAAGAGCUAAAGCCAACUACAGUUUCUCUCCAGUUAGCUGAUAGAUCGAUCAGACGACCAGAUGGGGUAAUUGAAGAUGUUUUAGUUAAAAUUGACAAAUUUAUCUUCUUGCAGAUUUUGUAA
Molecule: messenger RNA, 372 nt
Organism: Gastrolobium bilobum
Lineage: Eukaryota; Viridiplantae; Streptophyta; Magnoliopsida; Fabales; Fabaceae
Exons: 1
Coding region: 1-372 (123 amino acids)
Source: RefSeq, a predicted model, not a curated record